AUGGCCCUCAAGGACGCCGGCGGCGGAGGGGUGAGCGGCGGCGGCGCCACUAUCCUGCCCAUCAGCGACAUGGUGUCGUCGUGCUCCUCUCCGUCGGCGCCGGGGGUCUGUGCCUUCCCUGAGGUGGUGGAGCUGAACGUGGGCGGGCAGGUGUACGUGACCAAGCACGCGACGCUGCUGAGCGUGCCGGACAGCACCUUGGCGCGCAUGUUCUCGCCCCGGCGGAGCGCCCCGCGGGAGCUGCCCCGGGACAGCCGCGCGCGCUUCUUCAUCGACCGCGACGGCUUCCUCUUCAGGUACGUGCUGGAUUACCUGCGCGACAAGCAGCUGGCGCUGCCCGAGCACUUCCCAGAGAAGGAGCGCCUGCUCCGCGAAGCAGAGUUCUUCCAGCUGGCCGAGCUGGUCAAGCUGCUGUCGCCCAAGGUGGCCAAGCAGAGCUCGCUCAACGACGAGGGCUGCCAGAGCGACCUGGAGGACGCCAACUCGCCCGGCAGCGGGGAGCUCCUGGUGGCGCCCCACCAGCGCAGCGCCGGAAGCGCCGGAGAGAAGCGCGCCGGCUUCAUCACCGUGGGCUACCGCGGCUCGUACACCACGGUGCGCGAGAACCAGGCCGACGCCAAGUUCCGCCGCGUGGCGCGCAUCAUGGUGUGCGGCCGCAUCGCCCUGGCCAAGGAGAUCUUCGGCGAGACGCUCAACGAGAGCCGCGACCCGGACCGCCCGCCCGAGAAGUACACGUCGCGCUUCUACCUGAAGUUCACCUACCUGGAGCAGGCCUUCGACCGCCUCUCCGAAGCCGGCUUCCACAUGGUGGCUUGUAACUCCACCGGCACCGCCGCCUUCAUCAACCAGUACCGAGAGGACAAGAUCUGGAGCAGCUACACCGAGUACAUCUUUUACAGACCACCACAGAGGACAGCGUCUCCCAAACAAGACCACGAAGAUAAGAAGCACGAAAAAGCUGCGGACAAAGGAAGUGAGAGUGGGACUUCCUGCAAUGAGUUGUCCACCUCUAGUUGCGACAGCCACUCUGGGGGCAGCACUCCCCAAGAAAAUGCUGCCAGCGCUCAGCAAUCUACAGGGCACCAGCCAAAUACUCUAACAUUGGAUCGGCCCUCUAAGAAAGGCCCAGCACAGUGGAUGCCUCCACCAGACAAACGCAGGAACAGCGAACUUUUUCAGACCCUCAUUAGCAAGUCCAGAGAAACAAACCUGUCCAAAAGGAAGGUAUGUGAGAAGCUAAGUGUUGAAGAAGAGAUGAAAAAGUGUAUUCAGGAUUUUAAAGAAAUCCAUAUUCCGGAUUAUUUUCCUGAACGGAAACGCCCAUGGCAAUCUGAACUGUUGCAAAAAUAUGGGCUAUAGUUUUUUCAGUAUUUUAUGACUUGUCGGUGGUGCAUUUGAUGUAUAUUAAGUUGCCAGUUUCUACUGAUGUAGUUCUUUUUGAUCUACUCAUUGGAGUGAUUCCUGCUGCUUAUUUCUUGCUGUGAACUGGAUGUUGGGUAGGACAUGGGUUGACCCUUUUUUUCCCUUCCCUUUUUCAAAAAGGAAGUAAUAAAACGAAACUAAAGCAUUAUGGAUUCUUUUUUAAUAGAUUAAAACGUGCAUGAUCAGGAAAUUUUGGUUUUCAAACUUCUCAUUUGUGAAAGAGAUAUAUCAUGAGAUCAUCAUUCAUCAUCCACAAUAGCAGUGAUACAAAAUUCCACUGGAUGGGGCUUAUGAUAACAGAAUUAAACAUGAACACUAUUUAAAAUGUUAAUGCAAUAAAGCAAAUGUCUAUUUUGCAUGAGCACAAUAGUUGACAAGUAGAUCACAAAAGAGCAAGAGGUUUGUCUGCUUGGAUAAAUAUUUUGUUCAAUGCCAAGACAAUCAAUGUAAAAUGUCUUUGGAAUUGAACUUUGUGAGGAUUUGUGUGUGGCUGUGUGUUCGUUUUGUAAGGAUGGUGUAAAUAUGCCUUAUACUGUUUUAUGAUUGCACCAACACUCAUCUAUUAAUGUUUGUCAGGACUAUUUCUGUGAAAUGCAACACCAGAUUGUGAAAACUGGUUUCAUAGUCUGAAAAGUUUCUGUUUUCAUGUUAGCCAACAAAGCUGGAAAAAUA
Zootoca vivipara (common lizard) is the source of this 2094-nucleotide messenger RNA. RefSeq names its product potassium channel tetramerization domain containing 8 (gene KCTD8). The record is from RefSeq and is a predicted model, not a curated record. NCBI's taxonomy places the organism in Eukaryota, Metazoa, Chordata, Lepidosauria, Squamata, Lacertidae. Gene Ontology annotation, biological process: regulation of G protein-coupled receptor signaling pathway; protein homooligomerization. Gene Ontology annotation, cellular component: signaling receptor complex. Gene Ontology annotation, molecular function: protein binding.